Messenger RNA from Rhipicephalus sanguineus (brown dog tick), 792 nucleotides. RefSeq lists its product as uncharacterized. The record is from RefSeq and is a predicted model, not a curated record. The transcript has a single exon. The coding region runs from base 1 to 792 and encodes 263 amino acids. NCBI's taxonomy places the organism in Eukaryota, Metazoa, Arthropoda, Arachnida, Ixodida, Ixodidae.
AUGCAGGCUUCCGGCCGGGCGGAAGACAUGCAGGCGCUGCUGGUGGACCUGCGGCCGGCGCCCGACAGCCUUGUGGCCGGCCAGCAGCAGCAGCAGCAGUCCAACCAGCCUGCCGCUGCCGCGCCGCCGCUAACGGCGAAUGCGGUGCUGGGCCGCUACGUGGGCGCGCCGCUUCCAGGUCCUAUGCUGGCGCGCAUUUUACCGCCGGGUCCUACUGCCAUGACUGGCAUACAAGCUGGCGGCCAGAGUUCGUCCAUCCAGAUACAGCCGGGUGGGGCCAACGUGGUGCGUCUUUCGCUUUCCAACAAAGUCUUCCUCAAAGACCACCGCAAGGAGAAGAAGAAAAAAAAGCGGCCGCCCGUCCAGGAACCAAUCACUGUGCCGAGUCAAGUGGUCGUGGCUCCGCCGUCGCAGCCACUCCCCGCACCGUCAUUAGCACCAGCACCUGCAGCCACACCCGCACCUGCACCCGUGUCCGCACCCACACCCGCACCGGCAUCCGCAGUGUCCACACCGCAGACGCCCGAAGCACCCUCGUCAAUGCCCGAGACUCCGAUGUCUGGUGGGGAGCCGAUGAGCGAGCCGCCGCCCGAAGAAGAGCCGGAGGAAGAGGCCUCGAAGAUCUGGCUGUGGAUCGUCAUAUUCCUUCUGGUCUCCACGCUCGUGGCCCUCACUGUCAUUCUGUUCCUCAAGCCAGAGUACCUCGACACACUGCUGCCUGAGAACCCCAACACCGUGCAAGGAUUGCAUGGCGGAGACUUGGCGUCUGAACUGCUCACUCCGGAGCCCUGA